Austrofundulus limnaeus is the source of this 2020-nucleotide messenger RNA. It is a transcript of the gene aplnra, whose product is annotated as apelin receptor a. Gene Ontology annotation, cellular component: membrane; external side of plasma membrane. The record is from RefSeq and is a predicted model, not a curated record. NCBI's taxonomy places the organism in Eukaryota, Metazoa, Chordata, Actinopteri, Cyprinodontiformes, Rivulidae. Gene Ontology annotation, molecular function: C-C chemokine binding; C-C chemokine receptor activity. Gene Ontology annotation, biological process: neutrophil chemotaxis; immune response; positive regulation of cytosolic calcium ion concentration.
CAGCAGCAGCAGAACUCCUCGCUCCUCUCAUUCAGUGGUUUUAGUUUUGCUCUGGUUCACUCCUGGAGACCGUGCUGGACUCUUACCUCUGUGAAGGACAGUUUUUUGUUGUUGCUGGUAUUGUUUUGGGCGUUGCAUCAUGGAGCCCACUGGGGAAUAUCCUGACACUUAUGACUAUUAUGAAGAUAAUGAAACUGCCUGUGACUUCUCAGAGUGGGAACCUUCUUACUCCCUCAUCCCGGUGCUCUACAUGCUCAUCUUCAUCCUGGGCCUGUCAGGUAACGGUGUGGUCAUCUUCACGGUGUGGCGAUCCAAAUCCAAGCGUCGAGCUGCUGAUGUCUACAUUGGGAACCUGGCCCUGGCUGACCUCACCUUUGUUGUGACCCUACCUCUCUGGGCUGUGUACACGGCCCUGGGCUACCACUGGCCAUUCGGUGUGGCUCUGUGCAAGAUCAGCAGCUACGUGGUUCUGGUCAACAUGUACGCCAGUGUUUUCUGCCUCACCUGUCUGAGUUUUGACCGCUACCUGGCCAUCGUGCACUCCCUGUCCAGCACGAGGCUGCGAUCGCGAGGCACCAUGCUGGCAUCCCUGGGUGCCAUUUGGCUCCUGUCCUGCCUCCUGGCUGUGCCCACGCUGCUCUUCCGCACCACGAUGAACGAGCAAAACAGCAACCGGACCAGCUGUGCCAUGGACUUCAGCCUGGUGACCAUGAACCAGAGGCACGAGUCCCUGUGGAUCGCAGGACUCAGCCUAUCCUCCUCCGCCUUGGGCUUCCUCCUACCUUUCCUGGCAAUGACCAUCUUCUACUGCUUCAUCGGCUGCACCGUCACCCGCCACUUCAACAACCUGCGCAAGGAGGACCAGAAAAAGAAGCGCCUGCUGAAGAUCAUCACCACGCUGGUGGUGGUGUUUGCUAUCUGCUGGACCCCCUUCCAUGUGCUGAAGAGCAUGGACGCCCUCUCCUACCUGAACCUGGCACCGAGCUCCUGCGGCUUCCUGCGCUUCCUGCUGCUGGCUCACCCGUACGCCACCUGCUUAGCCUACAUCAACAGCUGCCUCAACCCAUUCCUGUACGCCUUCUUCGACCUGCGCUUCCGCUCCCAGUGCUUGUGCCUGCUCAACCUGAAGAAGGCCAUGCACGGUCACAUGAGCUCCAUGUCGUCCACUCUCAGCGCCCAGACUCAGAAGUCAGAGGUGCAGUCUCUGGCCACCAAGGUUUAGGUGGCUAAAGGAGAAAUGCGGCUGCAGGGCAGUCCCAGCUCUAACCGCUGGAACACUUGUUCAGAAAACAGACUUUAUGUGUCAGCCGUGUAGAGCUGGUCAGAUGAGACGAUUAACGUUGAACUGUCACUACUGUCGGCGUGUCGCUCCUGUUCUGCAGCGAGACGUCGAUACUCUGUUUGUUGAGGGGACUCGGGAAGCUGGAGCCAGCUGGCUGAGCUCUUUAGCUGCUUUGGUCUUCAAAUUCUCAAAAAAAAAAAAAGAGGGAAAGUCUAUAUUUUUUGUCUUUUUUUUUCCUCUUCGUGGGACAUUUUGUUUCUAUCGUAAAAGAGUUAUGAAUUGUGAACUGAUGAUGUUUAAAAAUAUAUUUUACACUGGAUGAAAUAUACAGCUAGACAUUAUUUUCAUACCACUUCUGUUUUUUUUAAAGCACUUGUUCAGAACGAGUGAGCAGGGAUUACAAUUUUUGUUUUGUUUUGUCUUUUUUAAAGCCUGAGGAUGUUUGUGAAGUUUGGGCUGCAGGAGGGAGGAAGGAAGGGAGGUGAAAGAGGAGAAAAGGUGUUGCAGCCUAAUUAUAUAGUUUGUGGAGAAGAGACGGGGAGGGUUUUGGGGGCAGGUGGCAAAUGUUAUUUUGGAACAGGACACACUGUGAGGUGUGAUGGAUGGGUUUUUGAUGUUGCUGUUGUUUUAAAAUGGGACAAAAUAAAGCCUUCAAACUGUUUCAAACUGAUGUAUAUCUUAUAUUUUUUGACACCACUGUAACUAACUACUGUAUUAAAGAUGUGUGCCAUAAACUGA